CUAUAUUUCAAAAUUCUAUACUUUGGUUAACAUGUCAAAGAAAAAAGGUCUGAGUCUCGAUGAAAAGCGGCAAAGAAUGUUGGAUUUUUUCUACGAGAAAAAGGACUUUUUUCAACUUAAGGAAUUGGAGAGGUUAUGCCAGAAAGAAAAGGGUAUCAACUCUAUGUCUGUAAAGGAUGUGUUGAUGAGCCUUGUUCAUGACGGUUUGGUCGAUACUGACAAAAUAGGGACCAGUGUUUAUUUUUGGGCUUUUCCCAGUAAAGCUGCACAAAAACUUAGAAACAACAUAGAAAAAGUAAUGGAAGAUAUUCAAAAUACACGCAACCAGAUUUCUAAGACAACUAAAGCUUUGGACGAAGCUUUGAUGAAAAGGGAAGAUACAGAAGAGCGAAACAGAGCUAUAAACAAGCUAACUGAACAAAAGUUGUUGCUUGAAUCUCUUAGUGCAACGCUUCAGAAUUUAAAAAAGUACGAUCCUGACCGCCUGUUAGAGCUAAAACAACAAGAAUUGGUGGCCAUUGACUCUGUUAAUCGUUGGACGGAUAAUAUAUUUAUCAUCAAGUCAUGGUUAAAUAACAAAUUUUCUCUUGAUGAAGCUACAUUUUGUCGCCAGUUUGAAAUACCUGAAAAUUUUGACUAUAUCUCUUGAAUGUUCCAUGUAUAUUAUAGAUUUCCUUAACAAUA
This is a messenger RNA of Schistosoma guineensis, 684 nucleotides long. Lineage: Eukaryota; Metazoa; Platyhelminthes; Trematoda; Strigeidida; Schistosomatidae. The record is from the annotation of a GenBank genome assembly.